AAUUUAAUUAUUACAAUGGAGCAUGACGAUCGUUUUAUACCUACCGCUAGAUUUAAGCGUGUGCCUCGUGCUAAGAAGCCUGAAUCUGAUGAGCGUUUCGCUCGUUUAUUUGAGUCAGACAGCGCGUCGCGCAAGGUUAUUCACAAGAUCGACCCUUUCGGUCGUCCUAUAGGUGAUGUUUCUGAUGCGGAUGCAUCAUCUUCUGAGAGUGAUUCUGAGUUAUCGGUUGAGUCCCCUGACGUUGAACACAACCUUGAGGUGUAUCAAGAUGUGAGUACUUUGGAAUAUGGUGAUGCAAGCAAGCGUAUUGCGGUAGUUGGUUGUGACUGGGAGAACAUUAGUGCAUCUGACUUGUUUGUCUUGUUUGAGACUAUGUUUCGUUCUUUAUCUUCUAUGCACACUUCUUGUGUAAAGCGCGCUGCUAUAUAUCUUUCUGAUUUUGGUGCUGAGCGACUUGAUUAUGAGCGUCUUCACGGUCCUGCAGUUGCGUGUGAUGAUGUUCGUCAUGCUGAGCUUGAUGAGACAGCUCGUCAGGAGGCUUUGCGCAAAUAUCAGCUUGAGCGUUCGCGUUAUUAUUACGGCAUUGUUGAGUUUGACAGUGUCAAUCACGCCAAGUUACUUUACGACGAGAUGGAUGGUGUUGAGGCCUAUUUUGCCUUUGCCGGUUUAGAUUUACGUUUCGUUCCUGAUGACAUUGUUUUUGAGCGUGAUCCUGUAUCUGAAUGUACUGAGAUGCCUACUAAUUAUGAGCCUCCUGCUGAGACUACUUCUGCGUUUCGUCAUUCUCGUGUUGAGUGUAAAUGGGAUCUACCAUCGGCAAAGCGUUUCAAGACGCUUACUAAAAGAUUCAAGGAGAAAGACCUCGAAUCGUUGGAUUUGAGUGAAUAUUUGGCCUCUGAUGACGAAUCGGUUGACGUCGAGGAGUAUAAGAAGCUUGUUCGCGAUGGCGAAGAAUCUAGCGGUAAAAUCAAGUCUAAUGAUGGCGCUGUUGAGGCUACGAUUGGCAAUUAUACUAUAUCAUUUGGUGCGUCUCAGGGCAUCCCUGACUUGGAGGAGGUCAAGGCAACGUUGACUAAGGAUCGGAAGGUACCAUCUUCUAAGCGCAAGAAGUCUAAGAAGUCUUUGGCGUAUGAGGACAAUGAUCCCGAUGAUGAUCGUGACUUUGACGCUCGUUCUUCGCGUGUUCAGCAGCCUGGUUUUGAAGCAAACUUUGAUGACAAUAGGUUUACUCGUGUGUUGAAAGAUCCUGAUUUUGCUAUCGACACCCGUCACCCUAAGUAUCGCAACACCGAUUUCAACAAGCGGCUAUUACGCAAGAAGGCAGAUUUGAAACGUUGAUAUAA
Messenger RNA from Babesia bovis T2Bo, 1343 nucleotides. RefSeq names its product NUC153 domain family protein. The transcript is spliced from 8 exons. Gene Ontology annotation, molecular function: RNA binding. The record is from RefSeq and is a predicted model, not a curated record. Gene Ontology annotation, cellular component: nucleus. NCBI's taxonomy places the organism in Eukaryota, Apicomplexa, Aconoidasida, Piroplasmida, Babesiidae. Gene Ontology annotation, biological process: rRNA processing. Bases 16 to 1338 code for a protein of 440 amino acids.